Molecule: messenger RNA, 1533 nt
Organism: Calypte anna (Anna's hummingbird)
Lineage: Eukaryota; Metazoa; Chordata; Aves; Apodiformes; Trochilidae
Gene: SLC36A4
Product: solute carrier family 36 member 4
Exons: 11
Coding region: 46-1533 (495 amino acids)
Biological process (GO): amino acid transmembrane transport; L-alanine transport
Cellular component (GO): vacuolar membrane
Molecular function (GO): L-proline transmembrane transporter activity; L-alanine transmembrane transporter activity
Source: RefSeq, a predicted model, not a curated record
CCGGCUCCACAUCGGCGGAAGGGCGAGCGGAGAACCGGCGGGGACAUGGACGGCGGUGGCAAGGAGGAGCUGGACAUGGAAGUAAUGAAGCCAUUAAUUGAUGAACAGAAUUCGGAUGGCAUCUCUGAUGAAGAGCAUGACAAUAAUUUCCUGCCAGUUGAGAAGCAUUACCAGCUGGAUAAUGAAGGUGGCAUUACAUUUAUACAAACACUGAUGCACCUUCUCAAGGGAAACAUUGGAACUGGGCUUCUUGGUCUUCCACUUGCAAUAAAAAAUGCUGGCAUUGUGGUCGGACCAAUCAGCCUUGUGGUCAUAGGAGUUAUUUCAGUUCACUGUAUGCACAUCUUGGUACGUUGCAGCCACUGUCUAUGUCAGAGGCUGAAAAAAUCCUCUCUGGGGUAUAGUGAUACAGUUAGUUGUGCCAUGGAAGUGGGGCCCCUGACUGCCCUUCAGAAACGAACUUCUUGGGGACGGUAUGUUGUGGACUUUUUCCUAGUGAUAACACAGCUGGGAUUUUGUAGUGUGUAUAUUGUGUUCUUGGCAGAAAAUGUGAAACAAGUCCAUGAAGGAUUCUUGGAAAACAAGAUUUCUCCCAUAAAUAUCAAUGCCACCAGCAGUUCUUCUGAAAAAAGGAGUACUGAUUUACGAAUAUACAUGCUGUGUUUCCUGCCAUUCAUGAUCCUCCUGGUCUUUAUUCGUGACCUUAAGAGCCUGUCCUUCCUUUCAUUGGUUGCCAAUCUGUCCAUGGCUGUCAGCCUUGUCAUCAUUUACCAGUAUAUUGUUAGAGAUAUAGUGGAUCCUCGAAAACUGCCUCCUGUGGUUGGCUGGAAGAAAUACCCACUGUUUUUUGGGACUGCAGUGUUUGCUUUUGAAGGAAUUGGGGUGGUCCUGCCACUGGAGAACAGAAUGAAGGACACCACACGUUUCCCACAGGCUCUGAACAUUGGCAUGGGAGUAGUCAUGACCUUGUAUAUUUCAUUGGCCACUCUGGGAUAUCUGCGUUUUGGGGAUGGAAUUAAAGCCAGCAUAACUUUAAAUCUGCCACAAGAUAUAUGGUUGUAUCAGUCUGUAAAAAUUCUGUACUCCUUUGGGAUUUUUGUGACGUAUUCGAUUCAGUACUAUGUCCCUGCGGAGAUCCUCAUUCCUGCUGUCACCUCCAAAGUGGAACAGAAGUGGAAGUUAUCCUGUGAGCUCCUUACAAGAGCACUAUUAGUCUGCGCAACCUGUGCUGUAGCAGUUCUGAUCCCUCGCCUGGACCUGGUGAUUUCUUUCGUCGGAGCUGUCAGCAGCAGCACUCUGGCACUGAUUCUGCCACCUCUGGUUGAAAUCCUCACUUUCUACAAGGAAAACUUAACUUUGUGGAUGAUAUUUAAAGACAUUUUAAUAGCUGUCAUUGGAGUUGUUGGAUUUUUAACAGGGACAUAUGUGACAGUCGAAGAAUUAAUUUAUCCAGCAUCUACAGUUCUAACUAAUGCAACAGAGAGCAUCUCUGUGGAAUUAAAUGCUACACACUUGGUGGCUGGUUCAAAAUAA